AUGCCUACAGUUUUCUUUCUUUGCUCACAUGUUCAGCCUAAAGUAUUAUUUUGUUGCUCACAUGUUCAGCCUAAAGUAUUAUUUUGUGGCUCACAUGUUCAGCCUAAAGUAUUAUUUUGUUGCUCACAUGUUCAGCCCACAGUUUUCUUUUGUUGCUCACAUGUUCAGACCACAGUUUUCUUUUAUUGCUCACAUGUUCAGCCCAUAGUCUUCCUUCGUUGCUCACAUGUUCAGCCGACAGUUUUCUUUCUUUGCUCACAUGUUCAGCCUAAAGUAUUAUUUUGUUGCUCACAUGUUCAGCCCACAGUUUUCUUUUGUUGCUCACAUGUUCAGACCACAGUUUUCUUUUAUUGCUCACAUGUUCAGCCCAUAGUCUUCCUUCGUUGCUCACAUGUUCAGCCGACAGUUUACUUUCUUUGCUCACAUGUUCAGCCUAAAACCACAGUUUUCUUUUAUUGCUCACAUGUUCAGCCCAUAGUCUUCCUUCGUUGCUCACAUGUUCAGCCGACAGUUUACUUUCUUUGCUCACAUGUUCAGCCUAAAAAGUAUUAUUUUGUUGCUCACAUGUUCAGCCUAAAAACCACACUUUUCUUUUAUUGCUCACAUGUUCAGCCCAUAGUCUUCCUUCGUUGCUCACAUGUUCAGCCGACAGUUUACUUUCUUUGCUCACAUGUUCAGCCUAAAGUAUUAUUUUGUUGCUCACAUGUUCAGCCUAAAGUAUUAUUUUGUUGCUCACAUGUUCAGCCUAAAGUAUUAUUUUGUUGCUCACAUGUUCAGCCCACAGUUUUCUUUUGUUGCUCACAUGUUCAGACCACAGUUUUCUUUUAUUGCUCACAUGUUCAGCCCAUAGUCUUCCUUCGUUGCUCACAUGUUCAGCCGACAGUUUUUCUUUCUUUGCUCAUGUUCAGCCUAAAAGUAUUAUUUUGUUGCUCACAUGUUCAGCCUAAAGUAUUAUUUUAUUUGCUCACAUGUUCAGCCCACAGUUUUCUUUUUUGUUGCUCACAUGUUCAGACCACAGUUUUCUUUUAUUGCUCACAUGUUCAGCCCAUACUCUUCCUUCGUUGCUCACAUGUUCAGCCGACAAUUUUCUUUCUUUGCUCACAUGUUCAGCCUAAACCCAUAGUCUUCCUUCGUUGCUCACAUGUUCAGCCGACAGUUUUUUCUUUCUUUGCUCACAUGUUCAGCCUAAAGUAUUAUUUUGUUGUUCACAUGUUCAGCCUAAAGUAUUAUUUUGUUGCUCACAUGUUCAGCCUAAAAGUAUUAUUUUGUUGCUCACAUGUUCAGCCCACAGUUUUCUUUUUUGUUGCUCACAUGUUCAGACCACAGUUUUUCUUUUAUUGCUCACAUGUUCAGCCCAUAGUCUUCCUUCGUUGCUCACAUGUUCAGCCGACAGUUUUUUCUUUUCUUUGCUCACAUGUUCAGCCUAAAGUAUUAUUUUGUUGCUCACAUGUUCAGCCUAAAGUAUUAUUUUGUUGCUCACAUGUUCAGCCUAAAGUAUUAUUUUGUGGCUCACAUGUUCAGCCUAAAAGUAUUAUUUUGUUGCUCACAUAUUUCAGCCCACAGUUUUUUUUUGUUGCUCACAUGUUCAGACCACAGUUUUCAGUUUUUUUAUUGCUCACAUGUUCAGCCCAUAGUCUUCCUUCGUUGCUCACAUGUUCAGCCGACAGUUUUCUUUCUUUGCUCACAUGUUCAGCCUAA
Molecule: messenger RNA, 1698 nt
Organism: Acanthosepion pharaonis
Lineage: Eukaryota; Metazoa; Mollusca; Cephalopoda; Sepiida; Sepiidae
Source: the annotation of a GenBank genome assembly